Microthlaspi erraticum is the source of this 555-nucleotide messenger RNA. The record is from the annotation of a GenBank genome assembly. Lineage: Eukaryota; Viridiplantae; Streptophyta; Magnoliopsida; Brassicales; Brassicaceae.
AUGCCAGAAGAAGUCUUAUGCUUCCUUUGGUAUCUCUGCUCAGUUUACACCAUCGGCAUCACAUUCGACAUUGGAUGGCUCUACCAACACAUCAACGCAAAACAAGGUCAAAAGGAUUGCCUCUCAACUUUCCUCACAUGGUUUACAUCCUUAUCAAACUGGAGCGGAAACUUAAGAAGAUCAGCAAAAGCAACAAACUUACCAUUCAAGAAACUAAAAGACAAAGACUUUCAAGCCCAUGCAUUUCGCCUCAACAACGCCAGACAAACAUUCUCAAUCCCGUUCAACCACAGCUGGUCCUAUUACCCAUUCAACUACCAGAUAAGCCUUGACGAAGACCUUCAAUACUUCAUGGAAAGUAAGCAGACAGUGAAAGCAACACAGAAAACGAAGAAGCGUAACGUUCCAGAAACCGUAAAACAAGAACCGACGUCUCAACACGCACCACAAGAAUACUUCCAAGAUGCACAACUUCCAGAUGACGAGAUAAACAUCGACGAGAUAGGAAGAAGAUUCAACAUCGACGUCAAUAUAAAAUCAGAAGAAAACUUCUAA